GCCGCGGACGUGCCGGAGGACCUCGCGCUGCUGGGGCCGGAAGUGCGUGCGCUCGGCCUUUCCGCCUCCCUCGCGGCGAGCGUCAGGGCGCAGCGGCGUGGUCCGCGCAGAGGGUUCCCGGCCAACUGCUUGUUCGCGGGCCCCGACGCCGCCGCGCUCAGUCCUGCUCCUCGGUCGAGGGAAGAUGGUGGGCCGGAACAGCGCCAUCGCCGCCGGUGUCUGCGGGGCUCUUUUCAUCGGGUACUGCAUUUACUUUGACCGCAAGAGACGGAGUGACCCCAACUUCAAGAACAGGCUUCGAGAACGAAGAAAGAAACAAAAGCUUGCCAAGGAGAGAGCUGGACUUUGCAAGUUACCUGACCUUAAAGAUGCUGAGGCUGUUCAGAAAUUCUUCCUUGAAGAAAUACAGCUUGGUGAAGAGUUGCUAGCCCAAGGUGAAUAUGAGAAAGGUGUAGACCAUCUGACAAAUGCAAUUGCUGUGUGUGGACAGCCACAGCAGUUGCUCCAGGUGUUACAGCAAACUCUUCCACCACCCGUGUUCCAGAUGCUUCUGACCAAGCUUCCAACGAUUAGUCAGAGAAUUGUAAGUGCUCAGAGCUUGGCUGAAGAUGAUGUGGAAUGAGAAAAUGUCAACAUAAUCUCAAUUAAAAAUAUUUUUAAAAUAUUAAGUCGGAAGAUGAGCAGCUCUGGGGGAAAAAGGGCAAAUAGGCUUGUUAUGGACUGUCCUACACUGAAAUCUACCAAAGUUAAUUUUUACUUUGUGUAGAUCCAUUCGUCUGUUUUAUUUAUUUUUCCCAGUGAAAAGUGUAUUUUGAUAGAAAACUUUUCAUUUUAUAAAUACACUAUGAGUUACAAAAUAAUCAUGGAUUUAUUUUAUUCCUAAAACGUGCAAUUAAAGUGUGUACAUAUAAAAUCACAUUACUUAGGUUGAAAAUACUCAGUGCUUAGUUUUGAAAGAUAGGCAGAAAAAGUAUAGGAGAAAGCUGAAGAAUGCACGUUUUUUUAAGCUAGUACAUUUGCUCUACAUAAAAGAAUUGGAUGGAAACUAUCAAAACAGCAUUAAAAUCUUUGAGAGAUUAUUUUUUUCCAUUUAAUCUCUUAAAUAUGUGAGAUGUGCUGCUGUGUUGUAUUAAUUCACCCCCUCCCUGUGUAUUUGUCUUGAAAUGUUUAGUUUUAAAUCGGUGGGCUUAAUGUGUUCUGGAUAUUUAUCUCCUUGUAUUUUAGAUAUAUGUAGUUGCAAAUAGCACCGGGAAUUAGAUCUAUGUACAUCCCUAAUCUAGCCAUGUGAGCUUCACCAAUUAUUGUCUGCCCUCUUUUCUCACUUAAAAAAUGAGGGAAUUGGUCUGUUAAUUCAGAUAAGUGUCCCUUUCAGCUUUUGGUUCUGUUUAGCAUCUUCAAAUCCACCUUCUGAGGGAUAUGUUUGUUUGGACAACCAGGCCUUGCAUUUUUUAUACUCUGAAGUUUGCAUGCUUGCCUGACUUAGUAUUUCUGAAUUGAUCCCCUGCCCUCUCUCUCUCUUUUUUUUUUUUUUUUAAAAGAUCUAACUUGUGUUGAUUUUCACUGAAAGCAUAUGGUUCUGUCAUUACUCUUGUAAAUCUGAAACUUAACCUUUGGGGUAACUGGGAUGAUAAGCUUGUAAAAUGUUUGUUCCCUUUUGCUUUUAUCUUCAGUGUAUCUCCUUAAUCCUCUUUCAAUCUGAUUCAUUUAUCUUGUUAUGGUGAGAAUAAGGUGUAACCUUGUGGCUGAAGACUUGCAAAGAAUGGAGGUGUUCUCAAAAUAGUGACAUGUUAUCUGCAGUCACAGAUUGAACAUUAGGUCUGAGAAUAAAGAUCUUGAUACUUACUUGU
Callorhinus ursinus (northern fur seal) is the source of this 1847-nucleotide messenger RNA. The record is from RefSeq and is a predicted model, not a curated record. Lineage: Eukaryota; Metazoa; Chordata; Mammalia; Carnivora; Otariidae.